AUGGGGCUUCCACUCCCAGACGAGCUGCUGCUGUCGCUGAUCGAACAGUGGCCGUGUCGAGAGGUGCAGCUUCGGCAGCUCGCGGCUCUUCUCUCUCCAUCCCUCCCGAGUCCAUCCUCCCUCGUACUCUACGGACCGCACGCCACGGGCAAGAGCAGCAUCACAAGGUCAUAUCUGAAAUCCGCCAAUCUCACACAUGCCAUCCUCCGCUGCCGAGAAUGCGUGACCGCACGGCAUUUACUCGAGCGCACAGUCGAUGCCGUGCACCAAGCUCUACAAGACGAUGGAGAUGAGACGAUUGGAGACUACAACGGAAGAUGCGAGAACGUCAGCGCGCUCGCUGUGCAUCUGCAGCGAUUGCUACAAAGACGAGACAAAUUUAUACUGGUAUUCGACGGCAUUGAUAUGCAGCGAGAAGCGCCGCCGACCAUGCUCCCCGCGCUGGCACGCAUCGGCGAGACUGUGCCUGGACUGACCAUCGUCUUCAUCAUCCAACACCCCGCUCCUCGAUUUCUACACCAAGCAGGCGUGCCGCAUGUCCAUUUCACGCCAUUCUCCCGGAACCAGUCAAUACACAUCGUAGCAAGGACGCCGCUGGAUAUCUUUGAAGACCCUCCAGCCGCGAGCUUGGACUAUGAUGAAGAAGUACAUGAAGAAGACAAGGGAUGGCUGUGGCCGCGGUUCUGUGCAGCAGUCUGGGAUUCUCUGGCGAACAAUGCUGCUCGCGACCUGCUAGCUUUCCGAGAUGCCUGCAACAAGCUUUGGAGACCCUUCGUGGCGCCGGUCGUUAAGGGCGACUUUGGCACACGAGACUUCAGCCGACUUCUUGUAGCACAACGAAGACUCUUCCAGGAUGAAACGCUGCUCAUGGAUUCCAUCGUACUUUCAUCAGACUCGACUUCAAACCUGGCGAAGAGCAAAACGCAUGACCUGCCGUACUACGCAAAGUGGCUGUUGGUGGCAGCCUAUCUCGCGUCGUUCAACCCAGCGAGACUAGACGCCCUAUACUUCAUGAAAUCAACGGAACGCAAACGCCGCAAGAAAGGCGGUGGAACAGCCCGCUCAGGAGGCGGACGACCCGGCAAGAUCAGGAAAAUACCCCGACAUCUCUUAGCCGCGUCUGCAUUCACAUUGGACCGGCAUCUUGCGAUAUUGCAUGCGAUCUUGCCUCAUGAUCUGCGCACGACCAUUGAUAUCUACAAGCAGAUUGCGACGCUCUCUGGCUUGAGAUUGUUGGUCAAGGCAGGUGGAAUAGGUGGUGGUGAUCCUCUCGAGCCUGGCGGAAAGUGGAGGGUUGGACCGAUGGUGACUUGGGAGCAUGUCCAGAGUCUGGCGAGAAGUCUGGACUUUAAUCUGCUGGAUUAUGUAGCAGAGUGA
Messenger RNA from Zymoseptoria tritici IPO323, 1377 nucleotides. RefSeq lists its product as uncharacterized. The transcript has 2 exons. Gene Ontology annotation, molecular function: DNA replication origin binding. The coding region runs from base 1 to 1377 and encodes 458 amino acids. The record is from RefSeq and is a predicted model, not a curated record. Lineage: Eukaryota; Fungi; Ascomycota; Dothideomycetes; Mycosphaerellales; Mycosphaerellaceae. Gene Ontology annotation, cellular component: nuclear origin of replication recognition complex; nucleus. Gene Ontology annotation, biological process: DNA replication initiation; DNA replication.